AAUGAAAACAGAAAUUUCUGUGUUUGCAUUCUCAGUCGGUUUACGAUUUUCGGAGGCGAAGCAUGAAAAACAGGAUGUGAUGUGACAAGUGUGAAAAAUAAAUCAAAGAUAAAAAUUACUGCAAGUGAAAUAUUAAAUCUACAACAUAACAACAUCAGUGAAUCAGUGAAAUUAUAAAACUUCAUUGCAAGCAAGCAGAUGAAUGUGUCGGAAAAACCUAAGCAAUGCUUUAUGAUGAAUUUUGAUCUCAUGUGAAAAUAUUAAAUAAAAAAUGAGAAUGACGAGUGAAACAAACAACACAGUUAAAAUCGUACUUUGAAGAACUGGAUAAGAUGCAAUAUGACAUUUAAGAGUUUCUCUGUUAAGCAUCAACAAUCUUUGUUGUUGAUUAUUUUCUUCACAAUGAGCUUUGUGGGAGUGAAGCCUUAUCGAGAUGGUGAAAAACAUCACAAGCAUCAUAAUUCUCUUAGCGAUAAUAACAGCUUUGAAACGAUGAAUAAUACACGCGUAAUUGCGCAAAUCGGGGGUUCAGCGAUACUUCCUUGUGUUGUUGAUGCUUCAUCUCCGGCAACAGUUACGUGGAUAAGAAGAAGGGAUUACAGACUAUUAACAGUCGGUCUUACAACCUACAGCAGUGAAGAGAGAUUUCACGUUGAGCACGCAAGGCACAAGGGAGUUUGGGAUCUCCGCAUAAAAUCAGUUCAAAAGAGUGACAAAGGCAUAUAUGAAUGCAAUCUUUCUCAUCAUCCACCUAAAUCAAUAUUUAUUGAAGUGUUUGUUGUUGAGGCUUUCGCUGAGAUAACUGGAACACCUGAUGUGCACAUCGAUGAAGGAUCAACAUUGAGAUUAGAAUGUAGAAUUGUGAAAGCGACUGAAAAACCAGCCUACGUCUUUUGGUAUCAUGAAGAUAAGAUGGUGAAUUUCAACCUUCAAGAUGGAUAUUCUGUUAUAACUAUUCCAAAACUAUCAACGUUUGCACACAAUCAUCAUCCCGAUGAUGAUGAUGAUGAUGUUGAUGAUGACAAUGACAUCACACAUCACAUAUUUCCACUGCUUCUAGAUAGUCAUAACUCAAUUGAAAGUGGACUUCAAGUGGAGCAUGAAACGCCGACAGCUAUCAGCGUGCUAUUAGUACAAGAAGUUCAAUUUAAGCACGCUGGAAAUUAUACAUGUGCUCCAUCAAACACACGACCAACGAAUAUUAAUGUUCACGUAUUAAGAGGCAAGUACACGUUUUUGUCUCUCUCGAGGCAUCAAAAUAUCCUCACACUCGUACCUGUUAUUAAAAUGCUAAUUGUGUCAAAACGAUAUCAUGAUGUCGUGUUUGUAGUCGAUUUGAAUUCACAACACGAUUACAUAUCUACCCGGUACAUUGACGUCUAA
Molecule: messenger RNA, 1383 nt
Organism: Clunio marinus
Lineage: Eukaryota; Metazoa; Arthropoda; Insecta; Diptera; Chironomidae
Source: the annotation of a GenBank genome assembly